Molecule: messenger RNA, 612 nt
Organism: Notolabrus celidotus (New Zealand spotty)
Lineage: Eukaryota; Metazoa; Chordata; Actinopteri; Labriformes; Labridae
Product: cell death-inducing p53-target protein 1 homolog
Exons: 4
Coding region: 1-429 (142 amino acids)
Molecular function (GO): zinc ion binding
Source: RefSeq, a predicted model, not a curated record
AUGGCAAAAGGCCAGGGACCUCCACAAGACCCAGAAACACCAACGGCACCUCCGUACCCCGGCCCCCCACUGAACCCUGACUUUGGAAUCGUCCAAUCCCAGCCAGUUCCAGUUUUCCCUAUCAGCCCACCGCCUCAGAUCAUACAGACUGUGCACUCGAGAGUGGUGAUAGAGUAUCUACCUGCUGAUGUCCCAGGACGGAUGGUUUGUCCUCAUUGCCAGAGGAGUGUUAUGACUGAAACCAAGCACAAAAACGGCUUUCUCGCCUGGAUGAUGUGUUUGACGCUAGGAUUUGCCAUGUGCUGGCUUUGCUGUUGGAUCCCCCUCUACAUCAACACAUGUAAAGACGUGCAGCACUCCUGCCCCAACUGUAACAAAGUCAUACAUAUCCACAAACAGGGAAACAAUAAUCAGACUCAAGCGGGGUGAUCUUUUUGAUUUCUUAUCAAAUCUACAUGUGAGACCAUCCUCUAAACUCCUGAGCUUAGUGAAAUGAAGUCUUUUCUAGGAGCUGAUGGUUUAACUCUUUAAGCUAGCAACUGCUCUUGUAAAACCAUUAGCAUCGGUUGUCACUUCUGUACUACAAACCCUGAAUAAAUGUAUUCAACUGAC